Messenger RNA from Effrenium voratum, 1050 nucleotides. NCBI's taxonomy places the organism in Eukaryota, Dinophyceae, Suessiales, Symbiodiniaceae. The record is from the annotation of a GenBank genome assembly.
AUGAAGCGCGCGCUUGCGCUGCUUCUGUGCUUGGGCCUGGCGAGGACCUUCUCAGGCCGUCCGCUGUGCCCGCGGACGCACUUUGCAGGUCUCCGAAAACUGAAGGUGCGGGCCCAGCCCGGGGCGGACGCAUCAGCGGAGUCCGAGAAGGCCAAUGUGGUGGAGGCCUUUUGGAAGUUCCUCAGGCCGCACACCAUCCGCGGCACCAUCCUAGGCUCCAGCGCCAUGGUGACCCGCGUGGUCAUAGAGAAUGGCCAGGCGCCCGACUGGUCCCUGCUUCCAAAAGCGGCGCUGGGGGUGCUGGCGUUGCUGUGCGGCAAUGGCUACAUUGUGGGCAUCAACCAGAUCUACGAUGUCAGCAUCGAUGUCAUCAACAAGCCCUUCUUGCCGGUGGCUGCCAAAGAGCUUUCCGUGACGCAGGCCUGGGUGCUCAUCUCCGUGAUGGCGGUGCUCGGGGUUGGCUUGUCCUACAGCCUCUUCGGCCCCCUGAUUGGGUCGCUGUAUGCCUUCGGCCUGUUCCUUGGGACCAUCUACAGCGUGCCGCCUUUGCGACUGAAGAAGUCUGCAAUAGCGGCGGCACUCAUCAUUGCGACUGUUCGAGGCUUCCUGCUGAACUUCGGGGUCUAUUAUGCCACACGGGCCAUGCUCGGGGUUCCCUUUGGGUGGAGCUUCCCCACCAUCUUUAUCACCUGCUUCUGCUCGGUCUACGCCCUGGUGAUCGCAGUCACCAAGGACUUGCCGGACGUGCAGGGCGACCUUGAGAACAAGAUUGACACUUUUGCCACACGUUUCGGCGUAGGGACCGUGGCAACUGCAGCCAGCAUGGUGCUCCUGGCGAACUACGGCGCCGCUUUGGCCUGGACGCGGAGUGUCCCUGCGGCCUUCCGGCCCCAAGUGUUGCUACCAGCGCAUGGGAUCCUGGCGGCUAUGCUGGCCCGCGGGCUGCUGCGCCUGCGGCGCACCAAGUUCAGCCAAGAGGGCGUCAAGGCUUUCUACAGGCUGAUUUGGCUUCUCUUCUACUCCGAGUAUUUUCUGUUUCCAUUUGUCUGA